AUGGAUAUAAAUUCUUUUUCUCAUUGGUUGCAAAUUCAAGAGUUGGAUGUUGACGAUAAUGUUGUACAAGAGUUAAUUGUCGAUCAAUGGAAUGUUACAGAUCAAUCAGGUGAUGAUCUUACAUCACUUCAUUACAGAUUGUUGAUCAAUUCAACAUUGUAUCCAACACUAUCAUCAAUUGUCAAUGUCACAUCAUUGAUUGAAUAUUCAACCAAGGACAGACAAUUACCAUUUGGAGAUAGUAUUGUAUCAGUUGGAGCAAAUAGUAUUAAAGUUGGUGUAAAUGUCACUGGAUGGCAAUAUCAAUCGAUCCUAUCACAUCUCAGAGUUGUAUUCUCAACGAUUGUCAAUAAUGAACAAUCAACCAUUCAAUCAUGUUCCUCUAGUGAUAUUCCAACAUUUGAACAGAUACUAGGAAGUGAUAGUUAUUUAAGAGUUAUCAAGAAUGAUACACAAUUCUAUGGUAGAUUCCUCUCGUAUUCCUAUUCAGAUGGAAGAAAGACAUUCUCGAGAAAUGAAUUAAUCAAUCAAACCAAAAUCGUUGGAAACAACAACAAUGAAUCAUUGGCAUUGAUUGGAGUUCAUGUACCUCAAUGUACUUUUUGUCUGCUCGAUCCAGAUUUCAGUGCAUUGGUCGUCAACAAUGAAAAGGUCGAUUGUUCAUCAUCAUCAUCAUCCAAUACAUGGAAGAUUAUAGUUGGAUGUGUUGUUGGUGGAGCUGUAUUUAUAGCAUUGGUCAUUGCACUUGUAUUCUAUCUUCGUGAUAGUAACUCUACAAGACUAAAGAUAAAAGCUGCCAAGAUAAAGAUGAUUAUAUCAAGAUCAUUCAAUUCAAUGAUGAUGGUUAUGACAUUGUCAGCUGUGUUGAUGUUGUUUGUUAUCAAUAUUGAUACUGUCAACUCAACAGCUAAGGAUCACAAGUAUGAGCAUGGUGAUGAUAUUCCAUUCUAUGUGAAUAAUGUCGGACCAUACUCUAACCCAACAGAAACAUACGAAUACUAUUCUCUACCCUUUUGCAAACCAGAACACAUCAAGCAUAAGAAAUCAAAGUUGGGAGAGAUCCUUCAAGGUGAUUCUGCUGUAUUAUCUGAUUAUAAAUUACCUUUUAAAACAAACUUUCAAUCAAAGGUAUUAUGUGAAAUGACAUUAACAAAAGAAAACAUUGAUACAUUUAAAAAGGCGAUAAGAGAAUACUACUAUGCAGAAAUGAUUUAUGAUGACCUACCUAUAUUUGGUCAUAUUGGUACAUUCCAGGAUGACCCAACCUCUCCAGCAACUAGAUAUGUACUAUUUACUCAUUUACCAUUUAAAAUUGAAUUUAAUAAUAAUCAAAUUAUUAGAAUUGAAUUGGAUACUAAUAAUAUUGAAGGAGUUGAAUUGGCAGAUCAAGAAGAAUUAAAGAUUCAAAUUACUUAUGCUGCAUCAUGGACACCAAGCGAAUAUCCAUUCUCAAAGCGUAUGGAAUUGUAUGAAGACUUUUUCCCAAAGGAAUUACAAAUUCAUUGGUUAUCAAUCAUGAACUCUUUCUUUUUGGUCAUUCUCUUGACUGGUUUCCUUUCCAUUAUCAUCAUGAAGAUUUUAAAGAAUGAUUAUUCAAGAUACUCAAAGACUGAUGAUGAAGAAGAAGGUGAUUAUCAAGAAGAUUAUGGAUGGAAAUUGAUUCAUGGCGAAGUAUUUAGAUUCCCACCUCACAAGAAUCUAUUUUCAGCAUUCUAUGGUAUUGGAUGGCAAUUUAUUAUCAUUACAAGUGCUAUUUUAUUGUUAUCAUUAUUUGGUCUUUUCUAUCCAAACAAUGGUGGUAAUAUGUAUACUGCUGGUAUUAUAUUUUAUGCUUUAACUUCUGUUGUAUCUGGUUAUCAAUCAUCAAAAAUGUAUAAAAAUAUGGGAGGAACUAAAUGGGCAUGGAAUAUUGUUCUUUCAGCAACAUUGUUUAUGGGACCAUUUAUCCUUGUAGCAUUCUUGUCCAAUACGAUUGCUGUGACAUGGCAUUCUACACACGCCAUUCCAAUCUUGACCAUCAUUGAAAUAUUAACGAUUUGGAUAUUUGUUGGAUUCCCAUUGACUGUUGUUGGUGGCAUUGCAGGACGUAGAUUUGCUCCACCACUCGAGGUGCCAUGCAGAACCAAAAACUUCCCACGUGAAAUCCCACCCAUUCCAUGGUAUCGUAGACUACCAUGCCAAAUGAUGAUGGCUGGCUUCCUUCCCUUUUCCGCCAUCUACAUUGAACUCUUUUACAUCUUUAAUAGUGUCUGGGGACACAACUCUUACACACUCUAUGGUAUUCUAUGUGUAGUCUUUAUCAUUCUCCUCAUCGUAACUGCCUGUAUUACAGUAGCCUUUACUUAUUUCCAAUUAUCAAUGGAAGAUCAUCGUUGGUGGUGGACUUCAUUUAUUAAUGGAGGAUCUCAUAUGUAUGGAUUAUUGCAAACAACCUUUUAUUUUACCUAUAUGUUUAUUGUUUGUUUAUUCUUUUUCAUCCUCCUUGGAACUGUUGGAUUUGUUAGUUCAUUUAUUUUCGUAAAGAGAAUUUAUAAGAAUCUAAAAUCUGAUUAA
Messenger RNA from Cavenderia fasciculata, 2553 nucleotides. It is a transcript of the gene phg1b, whose product is annotated as TM9 protein B. NCBI's taxonomy places the organism in Eukaryota, Evosea, Eumycetozoa, Acytosteliales, Cavenderiaceae. Gene Ontology annotation, cellular component: membrane. The transcript is spliced from 7 exons. Gene Ontology annotation, biological process: protein localization to membrane. The record is from RefSeq and is a predicted model, not a curated record. The coding region runs from base 1 to 2553 and encodes 850 amino acids.